Molecule: messenger RNA, 7449 nt
Organism: Cavenderia fasciculata
Lineage: Eukaryota; Evosea; Eumycetozoa; Acytosteliales; Cavenderiaceae
Gene: roco7
Product: WD40 repeat-containing protein
Exons: 5
Coding region: 1-7449 (2482 amino acids)
Biological process (GO): protein phosphorylation
Molecular function (GO): ATP binding; protein kinase activity; protein binding
Source: RefSeq, a predicted model, not a curated record
AUGGACGCUAUAGGACAUAUCAAUACAACCAAUCACAGUGGUAGUGGUAAUCAUCAUCAUCACCAUCAUAAUAGUAAUAGUAAUAAUGUAAUGAUGAGUCCUAGUCAUAAUAAUAAUAGUGGUAGCAAUCAUAAUAAUAAUAGUAGUAGCAAUACUACAAAUACGCAUUCAUCAGCACCACACGGAAAACCAUUACUCUUUAGAAACAUGUUUAUCUCAUUGGAUCCAUCCUUUUCAUAUACUCUACUCGAAUAUUUUUGUCGUGGAGCUACCUCUACCAGAUCGCAAGAACUAUUUAACAUCCUAAUUGUUUUAUUAGGUGACCAUUACUUUGAACUAUUAAAGGUUUAUCUAAGAGGUAAUUUAUACAAUCAAUUGGUACCAGAAACUCAAUUACCUCUUGUUUCAACAAGUUCUUCUUUUUUAAAUUAUAAAAAUGUAUUAAAUAGAAUGAUAUCAUCAUAUAUUAAAAUUCAAGUUGGUUCAUCGAUGGAAUCAUACUUGUCAAAUCAAAUAUUGGUGCAUGCACAAUCGAUUCAACAAUUUUGUUUAACAUCUAGUUUGACUGCAAUGAAUAAUAAUAAUAAUAAUAGUAAUAGUAAUAAUAAUAAUAUGUCAUCACCAGCAUUGGGUGGUACAUUGAGAAAUAGUACAUCAUUUACAAGUUUGGAAUCACUUCAAAAUAGUGGUGGGUCAUCAGAUAAUGGUGAUAAUGCUAGUGCUGGUAUAUCUAGUAAUGGUAGUAAUGUGAAUAGUAUCAAUUCAAGUGCUCAGGCUGGUGGUGUGUCGGAAGAUGAGUUGUUGGUCAAUAUUGCAUGUUCUAUUAUCACGUCGAUGUGUAGUUUGAAGAGACAGUCCAACAAUAUGGGACCACUGCCAACAUCACAACAAACGGUCGAUUUGUUCAACGGACCAUGCAUCCAACUAUUUAUUUCACUCUAUAAAGAAACCGCGUCGGUCAUGCCACCCAACUAUGCAGUCGACCUACUCAAACGUAUUAUAUUUUCGAGAAUCGUGUGUCCCACUUUGGCAGCGCUCAAGAUUGGCAACAACGUCGGCACAAUCUUACAAUCGCCAAUGGUUCAAAAAGUAUUUAUCGAGAUUUCAAAAAUCAUCAAUGACAUUAUAAAUAAUACUGCUGUCGGAGGUACUACUACUACUUCUAGUAACUUGGGUAACAGUGGAUAUGAAGGUCAACCAACAUCUGCCAAAUCAAAGAGAUGGACUCUUAUCAAUCAACAAAUCAACGAAUACAUAUCGGGACUCAUCAAUAGAGGGUUGUCCAACCCGUCGGCGACAGCUGCCGGCUCUGACCACGUCAAACCACCAAGUGAAGAGGCAGUCUAUUACUUGUCCCACUUUUUUAAAUUGGAAAAUACAAAGUUGGAUGACUGUUUUCAAAGAGCCAAAGGUGACGGUGCAAAUGGAGAACGUAACCUCUACCUCUAUUCAAUCUUUCAAGAGAUUAUUGCUGUACUUAAAAACUCCAUUUCCAUUGGUGCUUCUGCGUCAUCCACCUCGUCCAUUACACAUCGAUCCAACAACACAAGAACAAGAUCUAGUAGUACCAUUGCUAUUACAGAUGUUGGUAAUUCUACCAUCUCGAUGUCAUCGUCAUCUUCAUCGUCCAAUCAAAUAGUAUCACCACGUACAGUAUCUGGUGCGUUGAGUACUGGAUCUACUCCUGUUACAACAAAUGGUUCUUGUUACAUUGAUUUCUCAAAGAAGUGGCAGACUGAUGAUCUCAAAACAACGAUCAACAAUCGAUCGCAAAAGAGAAGGUCUCAACUACUCCAAAUCGAUCGUUCCAAAUAUAAAUACCUCCACGUCUCGACACAGUUUUGUUUGUCUGCUCAAGACCCCAACUAUGUCAACCAAACGAGAUUGUUGUAUCUUCCAGUGACAGUGACAGUCAGAGCACUCAUCAACAGAAUAGUCAGUGAGAAUGAGACGAGCGAGCUUUUGCAAACGGUCAAUUCAAGCAAUAGUCACGACUACCAACUCUACAUCAAGUACAACAGCAAUCAUGUCACUGUCAUUGAUCCCACUUCAUUGUCCAACAAUGAGAUUCUGUGUGACUCUGAAUUGCCACUUUGGAUGUACGAUGUAGACAGUGAAAUAACACUCAUCAUCCGACCAGAGAGAAAGCGAGUUCAACCUCCAUUCUCUAUUUAUCUUAAAUGUAUUUUACCCUGUAAUGAUAGUCAAAUUAAUAUUAAUCAAAAUAAUAAUAAUCAAAAUAAUCAAAAUCAAAAUAAUCAAAAUCAAAAUAAUCAAAAUAAUCAAAAUAACAAUCAAGAUCAAACAACAAGUUAUUUAAAUAAUUUAAAUUCAAUUUUCCUUUCUACAAGUGGAUUGGUUAAUAAUCUAGUGAUUCACAGUGCAUCAUCUCAUAUGCCAAUAUCAACCAUCCCACCUUCAUCACCUUACAAGAUUAUCAUCAUGCUUGUAUCUCUUCAACUUACUCCGACGGUCGUCAUUAAUGACCUUCUCUUGAAACAUGUCAUCCACUUGGAUCCGACAAGAUUAGGAUUCUUUUUGCACAGUUUGGAUGACUCUGCCAGUACAAGUAGUCACCACAAUCACAACCAUCACAAUCUUUCGCAGAUUCCAAAUUCCCGUGUCAUGGCUGCCAACAAGAUUCAUACCAUGGAUAUUAUAGAAUGUAAUUUUAGACAAGCAUACGAGUUGUCGGCGGUGGUUGAUGGUAAAAACAUUACCUACCUUUUGGAUCACGACAUGACUGUUGAAAAUGCUACUCUAUCACUCUUUAGUGCAGUCGUUCCAGCACCUCAUCAACCAAGUCUUGCACACCUCCAACCUCUGCAACACUACACUCUGGCUGCCAUGUCACGAAACAAAUUAUUGGCCUUUAUGCAACCCACUGGUAGAAUGUCGUCUCCUCAAUUGGCCCUUGGUGACGAGAUUUUGAUUGUCAAAAAGAGUCUAGUUUCAUUGGUCGACAAGAUCAAACAAGGUGACAAGGAUGUCGAUGAAGGUGCAGGUAGUAGAUUACUCAUGUUUAGAAAUUCUGUACGAUUGACUCCACAACUCAUCCAACAACAACAACAGGAAUUAGAAGGUAUCAAAUAUAGAUUCAAAAUUACUUGGCCUGGAAUGACCCACAAACAUGUCAAUAGUACUAGUUCUAUUCCUUUACUUGUUUCUCUUCCAGGUUCUCAAUCUUCUUCGACUCCAAUGUCAUCCACUUCUUCUGGUGCGAGUUUAUCCAAUUCUUUAAGCUCAUCCAAUAUCAAUAUACAAAAUAUUCUGACUGGAUGGGAAAAGAGAAAUCAACUAUACUAUAGUUCAACACUUACUUUGGAUCCAUCGCUCGUUGCCAUCUCUGGUCAAUCAUGUACAAACAAUGAAGUUAAGCUGUGUAUUAUUGGUGAUGAGACAAUUGACAAAUCAAAUCUAUUUGCCACCCUCAAGAAACAUUCUAUUCGUCCUCCUAUUCAUUUCAAUAGUACUGCUACUGGUAGUACAAAUAACAAUAAUGGUUCAAAUAGUACCCUUACCAAUCCAACCACUCCAACAUCUACACAAAAUGUAAAUCCACUAGGACAAGCAUUAUCUCAACAACAACAACAACAACAGCAACAGCAACAACAACAGCAACAAGAUAAAUCACAAAACUCUGCCCCUUCCUCUUCCUCUCAAGGAAACAAUGAGUCAGAUUCAGAUGAAGGAGUUAAAAUUUGUGAAUGGUAUUAUACAACAAACGAGUUGCCAGACAAGGUUGUUAAUUUUAAAACCUUUUAUUUCUCUGGACAAGAUAUCUACCAAUCAACUCAUCCUCUAUUUGUUUCACCACAAUCAUUGUAUGUUUUAACGUAUCCAGCUGCUCAACUCAAUGAAUCUACCAUUGAAAAUUGGAUGGAAAUUAUUCAAUCAAAGUCUCCUGGUUCGUCGGUCUAUUUGGUUGCUCUAUCGUCGUCAUCGACCGACGAGAAAAAGAUUCAAACUUUUGCACCAGAAAAGUUGGCCAAGUUCCCCAAUAUCAUUGAAUUCCUUCAAGUCAAUCUCAAGAAUAGCAAGCAGCUAAAGUAUUUCUUGACAUCGCUCCAUGCAACUGCCACACAACGACACUAUCGUCACAGAACUCCCAUUCCCUACAUUUUGUUGAGAAAUCAACUAGUAGAGUCUGCCAAUGAAGCCAGACGUCUCUCCAAACUCCCCAUCACCUCUAUUGCCAGAGUACGUCAAAUCUCGAUCACUCUUGGACUCGAUGCCAAGCAAGUCGACGAUGCCCUCGCCUACCUUUGCAAAACUGGUGACAUUUUAAUGUUUAACCAAGAGGGUGGUGACAAUGACAGUGUUUUCACUCAACUCAUAUUCCUCGAUGCUGCAUGGCUCUCCAAGUUGGUAUCUUCAGUCUUUACACUCAAACAUCAAAAUGGUAUGUUGUUGAUGGACAAGAUUCAUCAGGCUUGGGAUCACUUGUUCCUUCGUCAGUUGCAACCAUCACUCCUCUAUCUUUUAGAAAACUUUGAGAUUAUGCAUAGUAGUCAUAGCUCGGAAGAGGGUCCUGGCAGUGUCGAGGACGAGUCGUACCAGAUUAUUGUUCCCUUGCUCUUUGGAGAGGAACGUCCAACCGUCAUGCCAAUGUUGUGGCCAGAGUUUGAUCACAGUCGUCCCGUCACUCAAGAACGUAUCUACCAAUUCAAAUUCCUUCCAAAGGGUUUCUUUUCACGUCUCUCUGUUAGAAUGCUACAAAAUUUCGAUCCAUUGGCCAUUUGGCAAAGUGGUAUGGUCAUUCAACCAGAAGGACAGGUUUGGGCAGGUGCCGCUCGCAAUGACAAUGGUCAAGUCAAACUAGAGUAUGACAAGAAAGCUUAUUGUCUCAAUAUGAUGAUCAGAGACAACAAUAUGGAGAGUGGAAAGAACUUACUCAAAAAGAUGGUUGAAAUCAUUUCUUCAUUUUUAAUGUGGUAUUUCCCAGGUCGUUUGACAUCGGUCACUGUCACUUGUACACAUUGUCAUGCUUCUCGAUCCAAAGAACCAACCCGUUUCUCUCUCGACUAUUGUGAGACACAAGCUAGUAUUGGUAAUCAGUCAAUCAUGUGUAAGGGUGUCAGUCCCGUUCCUCUAUCAGAGUUGGCAUGUGAAGUCACAGUUGCCUCGGACAAGUUCUCAAUCAUCCCCUAUGAUGAAUUAAAGAUGGGUCCUCAACUAGGUCAAGGUUCAUUUGCUACAGUCUACAGAGGUCUUUGGAAUAAUGGUACUGAAAUUGCCAUUAAAAAAUUAAUCCUCUUGGAACAAGAAGAAACUACUGAAAAGUUUAGAGAAUUUAAACAUGAAGCUGAAAUUUUAGCUGAUUUAAAACAUGAAAAUAUUUUACAACUUCGAGGUGUAACUUUAAAUCCAUUUUGUAUUGUAACAGAAUUAUUAAAGUUUGGUGAUCUUUCAAAAUACUUGCAAAAUUUUACAGAAUCUUUAUCAUGGAAUGUUGUAUUAAAAUUAGCUUUGGAUAUUGCCAAAGGAAUGCAAUUUUUACAUUCUUGUAAACCAAUUAUUAUUCAUCGUGAUUUAAAAAGUGCUAAUAUUUUGAUUGGAACAAAUGAAAAUAAUGAAUUAGUAGCAAAAGUAUCUGAUUUUGGGUUAUCAAUUAGACAAAUUGAUAAGGAAAUUAAAGGUAGAAAGGUAUGGAAUUUGAGAUGGUUGGCACCAGAGAUUAUAAAGAAUCAUCAAUACACUCAAAAGGUUGAUGUUUAUUCCUAUGGUAUGGUUAUUUGGGAGAUUAUUACCAGAGAAUUGCCAUUUGAUGAAUACUUUGAUGAACUUAAAUGGAAUUCAAUCAUUGAAGAUAGAAUUCUAAAUGGAAUGCGUCCAACCAUUCCAAAGGAAUGCCACGAAGAUUAUUCUCAAUUGAUUCGUGAUUGUUGGCAUGAUGACCCUAAAAAGAGACCAUCAUUUGAUGACAUUAUCGUUAGAUUGUUGCAAAUGCAAUCUAGUUUCCCAUUGUCUGAAAAAAUGUCAACCAGUUCCACUAGUGGCACUCCCCAACAACAAUCAGAUUCUGCCUCUGACAUUCAAUCACCACCAGUUGUCCCGAUGGUCACACCAUUUUCACCAGCAUCUCCCAAUCAAAUGCUAGACUCUAUUGGAACACUUAAAAGAGGUAGUCUUAUCCCAGCCAAGUUGCUCAGAAACAAGACACUUCCAUCACCACCUCCUUCACCAAGAAAUGAUGGUCUUUCCUCUAGACAAAGUAUCUUCCUUGCUUCGUCAGACUAUGGUGGUGACAAUGUAACCGAUGACACUUCUACAUUUUCUACUCCGUCUACGCCAACCACACCAACUCUUGCAACUGUCAGUCCAACACUUUUGCAGAAUUCAAUGAUAGAUUUUGACGAUAGGGAAAGUCUAACUGGCAGUACAAACAACAUGAUUAUGACCAGUGCUAGUAGUACUGCCACCAACAAUAGUAACAACCCAAUAUCAUUUUUACAAUUUAUACCAGUCAAUAUUACUUCAAAUAUUAAUUGUUUGUUGUAUCUUCAUCAUGUUCAACAAGUGUGGUGCGGAUGUAAUGAUGGAGCUGUUGUCGUUGUAAACAUGUACACCAAAUCAAUUAUCACUGCCAAUAGAUAUUCAGAUUCCUCUAGAAUCAUUGGAAUGAUCCCAACUCGCAAACCAGUCAAGACUAAAACACCAAAUGUUUCCGACCCCCAUGGAGACGAGGCUGGAGAAGUUCAAAUUUGGGUUUACUAUGCCGAUGGUAUUUUAAUCUAUGACCCAAAACAACCAUCAAAACCUGUAAAAUCUAUCAAAACAAACUUUGUAUCCUGUCUAAUCGAUGAUGGUAAAUCAAUCGUUACAAAUUGUCGUGAAAAGGUUACUUCUAUUAAAGUUUAUAGUAAAAAUAAAUAUAAAAGUAAAAAGACUAUAAAUAUACCAAGAAUACCAGCAGAUAAUCAAAUAUCAUCAAUGUCUGUGAUUCAUGGAUUCUUUGAAAGUAAAGUUUGGAUUGGAACUGAAAAAGGAAGUUUGUAUCAAUUGGAUUACUUUUCUUCAUCACCUUCUCAUUGCACUCAACUAGCAGAUUCACACAACAAUACAGUACACUCUAUCAAAAAGGUUGGAACCAACAUUUGGACGGUUAGCGAGAAACAAAUACUCAUCUUUGAUGAACAAGCCAAAUUGAAAAAGAAAAUCGAUUCGAUCAGUCAACGAGUGCAAAGUAUAGUCGCUCACAAUCAAUAUGUAUACGCCUCUUGUUGGGAUAGUUGCAUUUUGGUAUUUGACAUGGAAACUUAUCAAUGUGUUCAGGUUUUGGCUCACCAUUCCAAUUCAGUGAGUUGCAUGGCCCUAGUUCCAUCUUUGGCAGCUCCUUCUCCUUCUCCAAGCUUUUCAAAGCAACAAGAUGGAUCCAUGCCCGAAGCCUAUUGGUUGUUGGCAGGUGGAUGGGAUAAAAAGAUUUCAAUUAACACUAUAAACAAAUAA